Gastrolobium bilobum is the source of this 1349-nucleotide messenger RNA. Its product is annotated as protein PHR1-LIKE 3-like. Lineage: Eukaryota; Viridiplantae; Streptophyta; Magnoliopsida; Fabales; Fabaceae. Gene Ontology annotation, molecular function: DNA-binding transcription factor activity; DNA binding. The transcript has 6 exons. The record is from RefSeq and is a predicted model, not a curated record. Bases 190 to 1125 code for a protein of 311 amino acids.
CCCAUUUGUUCAUUUGCCCCACUCUCCCUUUCUGCUUCAUCUUCUUCCUCUCUCACCAAAUGGGUCAUCUCGAUCUGCUUCCAUUUUUGCUAUAACCCCAAGGUUCUUUUUUUUUUUUUUUUUUUCUGUUGGGUUCUUUCGGUGGAGUGUUCUGGGGUUUGAAGAAGAAGAAGAAGUAAAAAUACGAGGAUGUUUUCUAGAUUGAUACAUCCCCAUGAAGGGACUGUUGUUGGGCAGGAAGACAUGCAGGGUGGUUCGAAUCAUAGUCACCUCGGAGACCCGUGUCUUGUUUUGACUUCUGAUCCAAAACCUCGCCUUCGUUGGACCUCUGACCUUCAUGAACGUUUUGUUGAUGCUGUCACUCAACUUGGGGGUCCUAGUAAAGCCACACCAAAAGCAAUCAUGAGGACUAUGAAUGUGAAGGGUUUAACACUCUAUCAUUUAAAGAGUCAUCUUCAGAAGUACAGACUUGGUAAGCAAUCAGGAAAAGAUUCUGACGAGGGAUGCAAAGAUGGAAUAUCAGCUUCAUAUCCACUAGAAAACCCUGGUACUGAUAACUCAUCUCCAAGGUUACCAGCUUCUGAUGCAAAUGAGGGUCAUGAAGUCAAGGAGGCACUAAGAGAACAGAUGGAAGUGCAAAGCAAACUACAUUUACUAGUGGAGGCAGAGAAGCAUUUGCAAAUUCGCCAGGAUGCAGAGCGGAGAUAUAUGGCCAUGCUUGAGAGAGCUUGUAAGAUGUUGGCGGAUCAAUUUAUUGGUGAUACAAUUAUAGACACAGACAACCAAAAAUUUCAAGGACUGGAAAGUAAAGCAUCAAGAAGUUUGUUAGUUGAUCCUCUUGGCUGUUGCCCCCUACCAUAUACUGAGGUUGGUGGAAUGCAUGUUUCAGAAGUACCACCUAUUUUCCAGCCUCAAGGGGCUGAUUGUUCCACCGAAAGUUGCCUAACAUCACUUGAAAGUCUCGGAGGGUUGACAUUGGAAGGAUCUCCUGGCGGGUCAAAGAAGAGGAUACUCAGCUUGGACUCAAUGGUAGCACCUUUGUUCUGGAGUGAAACCAACAUGAGAACUCAAGGCAUCCAUUUAACCCAGGUCCAUCCUCAAGGAAUAACUAGGUAUGGCAUGUAGGUAGAUAAGGUUAAACCCGAUAGUUCCUCAUGACAUGAUAAAGAGAGGAGACAUUAUGCUUCAUUCGUAUCGUGGUUUUUAGGAUUAAGUACUGAAAUUCUUAUCUGUUCUUGUCUAAGAAGUUGGUGAGAACAGAGCUGGAAUCAACUGGUCUCGUUGUGUAAAUUGAAAAUACUGUGUCUUAACUUGCAACAUUACAAAAAGCUGGCGCUGACCAUUUAUUA